Messenger RNA from Rubroshorea leprosula, 1848 nucleotides. NCBI's taxonomy places the organism in Eukaryota, Viridiplantae, Streptophyta, Magnoliopsida, Malvales, Dipterocarpaceae. The record is from the annotation of a GenBank genome assembly.
AUCUAGUUUCUAAAACUCAGGUAAAAAUGGCUUCUUUCAUGAUGUAAGAGAGCUUCGGGGUAACUAGGGUGGGGAAGAAGAAAAGGAUGUUAUAUCAGUGGAGCCUAUUGCCAUGAUAGUGUCGCCGGAGUUGCAUGAUUUGCCUAGAACCAUCACGCCGGAGAGUAAUUCUAGUUCGAGCGCAGGUGGUGGUUCUGGUGACCACCGUUCUUCGACUUCCAACGAUUCGUCCACGAAAGAGACACCCAGGUGGGAGAGUAAGGUUAUCAGCGGGAGACUGGAUAACCUUCGUAAAGCCCCCAAAACGCUACCUGCUGGCUUUAGGUUCAGGGCGGCAUUGCAUCAUAAAGUUGUAGAUGGCCCGGCGACAGUGAAGUGGUACAAAAAGUUGGAGGAAAUGGUGAGACAAUACCAGAUCCCCAGAACCAUCUUGAUCCGAGCUAGGACACAAAACGAACAGGCGUGUACAGUAUCGAGGACGGGUUGGGUGCCAGUAUACGUAGACUAUUUUGAUGCCGAGGUUGGAAAUGCCAACAAAGGUGGUGGUCUUCAAGUCGCUCUUCCUGUGCCGUCUAUGCCCUUCCACCAGUUGAACAAAAUUGAAAGGAUGAAUAACAAGCUUGCCGCCCGUAUAUCAGAGUGGUAUACACCAAAUGCAUAUAUGAACUACCCUCAGCUGUCUCUUGGUGAUGUCGACUUGAAGAACAGAGUGCUAGAUCUUGUUAAGGCAAGGGGUUUAGUGGAUUUGGAAGCCUUGGUUACCCCGGAGCAGCUUGUGUUACUUGGGUUUGUCGACGUGGCAAACCUGCAUGCCGAAGGAGAAAUGAGCAGCAUAUUGGAGAGACAACGUCAACAAGCACAAAGCUCGAGGAACCGUGGAGCUGGGUCUGGUUCCCAACGGCAAACCUGGUUCGACGAGCGACCACUUACUGCACCAGGGCGUAGUUCGUCCCACAGAAGUUCAAGCUACCAAGACAUCGUGCCGAGCAAAAAUUUGACACUACGCCCUCAGCCCACCUCAGCCGCUGUGACGUGGUCUGCCAACAUGCCCCCGGCGUCGGCACGUGAGGUUGCUGAACCAGCGCCUGCCCCGUCAUCUGUAUCAAGGCCAAGAAUUGCAUACCCUGAAGGCUUCAAUUAUGUUAGAAUUGGCUACCAAGUCGCCAUGGUCAACGAGUUGAGAGAGGAGUUGGAAAAAGCUCAGGCAAAGAAGGAAAGUGGCAGUCAAGCUGCCAAGGAGGAGGCCAGCUGUGCUGAAGACCGGGCCAAAAAGGCGGAAUCAGAUAGGGAGAAGGCUUUUCACGAGCUAAACUCCCUAAAAGAUAUGGUUGUGGAAGCUAAUCAGCAUGUCGCCCGUGUUGAGGCGUCUUUGGAGCAAAGUAAGAGGCACCACCAACACGCUAUCUGCUUUGCUCGAGCACAAGGAGCUGAGUGGCUGGUUGGAGCAGACAUCUGGCCUUCUUCGAGGGGGAGGAGAUGGACGAACAAGGAAAGAGCCUCGCCCCUCCAGCUGACACCUAGGGGGGAGGAUACUGAGGGUUUGCCAAGCUUUGAUGCUUGGGUGGUAGAGCCCCAAGAAGUACCUGCUGAGCCGUCUAACAUUCCCCCAGCCUCUCAGCCCGCCGCUGCUCCUACUCUCUCUCCUCUAGAUUGGUCAUCUCCUGCUCGAUUUAUUGCUGCGCGUACUGACGUGUCUAUCUUCGUCAACCUGACGAAUGACUAGCUUAGGACUUUCUUUAUUUCUUUUGUAUUUUUGUAUUGAUUAGUGGAUCCAUUCAUCAUUUGAAUUUCCAUUUCUUGUACUUCAAAUGUAAAGAACAUUAAUGGGAAUACAAAUUUGAAGAUUUU